Molecule: messenger RNA, 1425 nt
Organism: Pieris macdunnoughi
Lineage: Eukaryota; Metazoa; Arthropoda; Insecta; Lepidoptera; Pieridae
Source: the annotation of a GenBank genome assembly
AUGUUUUGCCGGUUACGAUUAAGUAGUUGUGGAUGUCCGAUUGGAGUGUUCCACAGAAAAUUAAGCUCAGCAGAAGUUUCGACAGCCUUGAGACCGUUCUAUUUUCGGGUUCAUCCUGAUUUGUUCGGAAAGUAUCCAGAACAAAGGAAAAUUAAUGAAAUAUCUUUACAACAGCUUAGUGCACUAUUGGAAGCUCAGCAGUCCAGUCGAAAUAUAGCAACACCAAUAUUGCCUUUUUAUUUAAGAAAAAAUGAUAUGCCGGAUGGUCAAUUUGAAUUAGUAAAAAUUAAGUUGGAUAGUAAUGAUUUAAGAGAAACUGUUGUAAAAGUUUUAAAUGCCUGUGAUAUUUCUACUAGUUACAUUGACAAAAUACCAAGAAUGAAACAAGAUAAGGGGAGACUGGUCAGAGAAGAAUUUAAUGAAGCAUAUGAAAAGUAUAAGGAUGAGUUUGAUAAGGCAACCAGAAUGAAAAGGAAAGUUGAUGAAAAGAAAGCUAUAACUAAUGUAAUUGAUUGGAUUUCAGAAAACAGCCAGCAAGCCAAGGAAAAAUAUGAAUCGACACAAGCAACAAGAGGCCAAGUCAAAUCACUUAUUGAGCAACUUUGCAAGACCUAUGGUAUAAAAGAAGUUAAGUAUGACAGUGGGUGGAAUAUAAGCCAUAUUAGAGGGGCUUUGCAGAGUCUAACGUCUAUGGCAUCACAACAUCCACAACACAUGGAUAACUUAAAAGAUCGAACAAUAGCUCUUGGGCAGUUUACUGGUGUAAGCUUGGAUGGAGAUGUAUACCUUAAUAUAAUUGACGUUAGGCAUGACUCAUUAAAAAAAGUCAGCCAAGAGGAUAGUGCAUUAACGGAGAUACCUCAAUAUGAGAAGGCGCUGUCAAGUAUUCUACGAAAUAUUCACAUUUGUAGAAGAAAGUUUAUGCCGAAGGUAUCGGCAGCUCAAUAUUGUAGUCAUUUGCGACAAUUAAUAACAUCUAUUGGCGAUUUUUAUGGACGGGGAAGUAAAAUUCCUGAUACUGUGCCCGAAUCAUUACAAAAAUAUGAAAUCGUUGUUGAACCGGAAGCGGGGCCUCUAAUGGUGUCACCAACCGGUCAGUUUAUAACGCCAUCAUCAUGUCCAGCGGAUGAAUUGAUUGCUUUCAUAGCUAAACACCUUGACGACGCAAUGCUCCUUUUGACUGAGUAUAGCAUAAAUAAACAUGUUGAAAAAGCAUUGUAUAAGGAAGUAAAAGAACGAUUCCAAUUGUUAGACCUAAUUAAAGAUGACAGUAUUACACCUGGGCUGAUGAUACUCUGCUGCCAAAGGCUUCUUACUCGGAUUGACACCAUAGACGAGAAACUGCGAGGAAAUAUUCUGUAUGUGACCCACUACUAUUCUGUACUCUCCGAGGGAGUUUUAUGUAUACCAUGGAAUUUCAAGUGA